UCUUAAACCUGUUUGAGAAACGUAGAAAACUUGGAAAGUGGAGCACGUGUAUUCGUGUAUUGACUUUAAAACUGUUAGUUAUUCAAAUCACACCAGUCAUACGUGUAGGUUUAAUGAUUUCAGACAAAAUCGGAAGUUCUGCCGCAUCUCGAAAAUCAAAAGAUGUAGAUGCCAACAUUUAUUGGAAAGCAACGAAUGGAGAAGUUGAAAUCCCGGAGAGUGAGGAUACCAUUGACAGUGACAUUCUGAAGAUUGCAGGAAAGAUUUCAAGAAAGAUAGAAAGAAAAGAGAGAAAACACAGAACGAAAGACAGGUUGAAUGGAACAGCGAAUGUGACACAUCAAAAGCAGAAUCCAAACCUUAGUCCUGUAAUGCCAUCAGACAGAAAAAGAAAGUCUAAGCAGAGGAUCGAAUCUUCAGAUAUGUCUCCCUCAAAGAAGACACAAAAGGAGGAGUUGGAAAGUGUGCCUUCUCCCAAAAAGAAAGUGAAACAUAAAGUAUCGCAGGGUGACAAUGAAUCUGUAACUACGUCAACAGACAAUGGUCUGUCCAUUUCCUCAACCAGUGAAACAUUCUCUUCACGAAAGAGAAAACUGAAAGACAGUGAAGAUAAGGACAGAUCUGUGUCUAGUAAAAAGAAAAAGAGAAAAGAGGAAAAGUCAAACUCUAGAGAUGAUGUCACAGAAUCUGUCAAGCGUGUUGUGGACUCUGGUGGUUCUGACGAGAGUGACAGUGAAGGAGCACCAGCAGGGAACCCAGCACAGCUCCACGACUUCAGAUUCCAGAGGAAGGGUUUUAAGCAGGUUGAUGCAUCCUUCACUAAAAAACCAGUUUUGUCCGAAAACCUACCAAAUGACUCGGAGCUCUGGUUAAUCACAGCUCCAUGCGACUUAGAUAUGUCAGACUUGCACAACCAGAAACUGUCUUUGUCUGGUAAAAUGACAAAUCUAGAUUUUUCUGAUCAGAAGUGUGAUGUUGCAGUGUGUCGACAACCAUCAGAGUUAUGCCCCUUGGUCAUCAAUCAGUCCACAGGACAUUUACAGCAGGGAAGCAGUUUUGUGGGCCAGCUACAGAUCAUGAGCAGUAUAGACAUCCCCCCUGUCCCCCACAUACAGACCUCUCCAAAGAAGGAGCACACCAUUCCAGACACCCUCAGACAGAGAUUUGUACCGUUUGGAGCAGAUGAUCCAGAACCUGUUGUAAUGCCGAAAUCUAAGAAGAAGAAAAAACAUAAGAAAGAUCACAAAGAAGUCACAGACAUUGAUCACAAAGAAAUCAGAGAGGUGGAUCACAGAAAGCAGAAGAAAAAGAAGAAAAAGAAAAGGGACUGAUUCUUGUCAACAUGUUUAAGAUAAAUUUAUGACAUUUUGUGUUUAUUUGUUUUGUGUUUGUCUCUGUAUCAAACAAAUAGAGUUUAAGACAAUGGAUAAUUAUAUUGUGUUCAUGAGAAAACAUAAGUUUUGGGGGAAAUGUAAAAAGUGAUCACCAAA
Molecule: messenger RNA, 1490 nt
Organism: Ostrea edulis (European flat oyster)
Lineage: Eukaryota; Metazoa; Mollusca; Bivalvia; Ostreida; Ostreidae
Exons: 8
Coding region: 114-1331 (405 amino acids)
Biological process (GO): transcription by RNA polymerase I
Source: RefSeq, a predicted model, not a curated record